GUUACUGAUGAGUCUCAUCUCCUUUUACUCCAUCCAGCGGACCAGCCUAUGACUCUGUUCUCGAUUCUAAUAACGUAUGAGCCCCCCAUUCACCACCUCCUGCACAGGAUUGCUAUAUUUUCACACACACCCAAAUGCUUGACCAUAUUUUCUCAUCUCAAUCACAGUCUCUCAUCAAUUCCUAGCUCAUCUUUGGACUCUCAAUUCAAUGCUCAAUCUCCAACAAAUCAGGGACCUCAGGAUUCAAUACAUGAUCCAGCAAAAAUCAUUGCGACCCAAGUGUCAAAUUGCAGAAACUUGCUGGAACUGAAUCAGGUUUAUGCACAGAUUGUACGAACCCAACUCCUAGAAUUGUACCCUGCACCCUUUCAUUGGAACAACAUUAUAAGAUCGUACACUAGGCUAGAUGAUCCGGAUAAAGCGCUGUGUGUCUAUGUUGCCAUGUCACGAGCCGGUCUCUUGCCCGAUUCCUAUACGCUUCCAAUCGUCUUAAAAUGUGUGUGUCAGUUUCUUGCCAUUGAGUUUGGUCGACAGCUUCAUUCGCUGGCCAUAAGGAUCGGGUUGGAGUCCAACGAGUACUGUGAGAGUGGGUUCAUUAACCUGUAUUCGAAGGUGGGUGAGUUCGGAAAUGCGAGAAAGGUGUUUGAGCAAAAUCGUGAUAGAAAGUUGGGUUCUUGGAAUGCAAUCAUUGGAGGUCUUUCUCAAGGUGGGCUAGCCAAGGAAGCCAUAGGCAUGUUCCUGGAGCUAAGAAAAUGUGGGUUUCUGCCGGAUGAUGUGACUAUGCUUAGUGUAAUAUCGGCUAGUGGAAGUCUUGGGGACUUGGACUUGGCUCUUCAACUGCAUAAAUGUGCUUUCCAAGCCAUGCCCAUUGAAAAACCGGACAUUUUGCUGUCAAAUUCGCUUAUAGACAUGUAUGGAAAGUGUGGCCGGACGGACUUGGCAUAUAAAGUAUUUUCAAGGAUGGAAGAAAGAAAUGUAUCAUCGUGGACAUCCAUGAUUGUGGGUUAUGCGAUGCAUGGGCCCGUAAAUGAAGCACUAGAUUGCUUUCAAUGCAUGAGAGAGGCUGGAGUGAAGCCGAACCAUGUGACUUUUGUUGGGGUACUUAGCGCGUGUGUGCAUGGUGGGGCUGUGCAAGAGGGAAAAUAUUACUUCCAUAUGAUGAAGAAUGCUUAUGGGAUAAUGCCCCAGUUACAACAUUAUGGGUGCAUGGUCGAUUUGCUUGGUAGAGCGGGGUUGUUUGAGGAGGCCAGAGAAAUAAUAUUGGGGAUGCCGAUGAAGGCAAAUUCAAUAAUAUGGGGGUGUUUGAUGGGUGCUUGUGAGAAGUAUGGGAAUGUGAAAAUGGGGGAGUGGGUGGCUAAGCAUUUACAAGAAUUGGAACCUUGGAAUGAUGGGGUUUAUGUGGUUUUAUCAAAUAUUUAUGCCAGCAGAGGUUUGUGGAAAGAGGUUGAGAUGGUAAGAGAGGUUAUGAAGCAGAGCAGUCUUGCUAAGAUUCCUGGCUAUAGCUUGGCAACGAAUUCAAAGUGAAAGCCAAGAAAUUUUGUCUUAUAAGUUGGAGUUCUUCCUAUUCAGUGCAGUUGUAUUCAAUUUGCAAAACAUUUAAUUUAUAACAAUUUACGCACUCAAAUUGUAACAGUUCUGAGUUAAUUAAUGCAUGAUCUUUUUCUUAUUAUUUAUUUUUCCUCAACUAAUAAAAAAACAUAAUGCAAAUGGGAUUAUGGUUAAGCCGUGCUUAACUCAAAUUAAUUGUAUUGUGGAUACAACAUUUGUCAUAAAUGAGUUUGUUAACAUGAGGAAAAACCACAGAAUCUGUUCCCCCCCCCCCC
Messenger RNA from Juglans microcarpa x Juglans regia, 1823 nucleotides. Its product is annotated as pentatricopeptide repeat-containing protein At1g77170, mitochondrial. Bases 49 to 1524 code for a protein of 491 amino acids. Gene Ontology annotation, biological process: RNA modification. Gene Ontology annotation, molecular function: protein binding; RNA binding. The record is from RefSeq and is a predicted model, not a curated record. The transcript has a single exon. Lineage: Eukaryota; Viridiplantae; Streptophyta; Magnoliopsida; Fagales; Juglandaceae.